AUGGCCCCUCGGUACGCCAAGGACCAGCCCGCGGGGUUCACCAACCGCAUUGAGCGUGUUGCCAUCGUCGGGGUCGGCGGCCAAGUCGGCAGCGCCAUGACGGCAGCCCUCCUCUCGACCGGCAAGCACACCGUCACGGCCGUCACGCGAGCGAGCAGCGAGACCAAGGUGCCCGAGGGCGUCGUCGCCGCCAAGGUGGACUACGACGACGAGCAGACGCUCGUCGAUGCCCUUCGCGGCCAGCAGUUCCUCAUCAUCUCCAUGGCCGUCACGGCGCCCCCGGAUUCCCAGGACAAGCUCAUCAAGGCGGCGGCCAAGGCCGGCGUGCCGUGGGUCAUGCCCAACUGCUACGGCACCGACGUCGAGGACAGGGAGCUCGGCGACGAGAACCUCACGGGCCCGAGGGUGCGGGCGGGGAUCGAGGCCGUCGAGCGGGAAGGCGUCGGCUCGUGGGUGGCCAUGUGCUGCUCCUUCUGGUACGAGUACUCGCUCGGCAUGGGCCCCGGCUGGUUCGGCUUCGACUUUGGGAAGAAAAAGGUGACGUUCAACGACGCCGGGACGACGCGCAUCAACACGUCGACCUGGGACCAGUGCGGACGCGCCAUCAAGGCCCUCCUGAGCCUCAAGGAGCUGCCCGACGACGCCGACGACGACGCGCCGACGCUGUCGAGGUGGCGCGACAAGCCGCUCUACAUCUCGAGCUUCCUCCUCUCGCAGCGAGACAUGCUCGACAGCGUCCAGCGCGUGACGGGCACGACCGACGCCGACUGGCAGAUCGAGCACGAGGAGAGCCGAGCGCGGUACCGGCGCGGCAUGGACAUGUUCAAGCAGGGCGAGCUCCUCGGCUUCGGCAUCUGCCUCUACACCCGCACCUUUUUCCCCGACGGCGGCGGCAACUUUGAGGCGACGCGGGGGCUCGCCAACGACGUGCUCGGGCUGCCAAAGGAGGACGUUGAUGAGGCGACGAGGCGGGCGCUGGCCAUGGUGGACGGAGGCUUCGGGCCGCCCAAGAGGGGUUGA
Messenger RNA from Drechmeria coniospora, 1020 nucleotides. RefSeq lists its product as uncharacterized. The coding region runs from base 1 to 1020 and encodes 339 amino acids. NCBI's taxonomy places the organism in Eukaryota, Fungi, Ascomycota, Sordariomycetes, Hypocreales, Ophiocordycipitaceae. The transcript has 2 exons. Gene Ontology annotation, molecular function: oxidoreductase activity. The record is from RefSeq and is a predicted model, not a curated record.